CGCUUUCAGGCGGUGGUGACAGUGGAGACAUCGUUCUUAUUAGAUCCGCAGCGCUGAUGUAUUUGGGACGGCACUCCGACAAAAUCCGCUCUGCUGCUGCACAUAUGGAUGUGAGCGCCUUCUAGGAUGGCUUGUAGUAGUUCGCAUGUGGCCGGUAUUAUGAUGUUAGGCCGGCAUGGCAAAGCGUAUACUCUCGCGCUUGUCAACACUUUCGUGAGCGGACAGCAUCAUCCAGCGGUACAGCUCCAUAUGCCUAUCGCACAAGACAUCAAGCCCAUCUCUUCACGCGCUUUGGUAUCCAACAUGAGAGCUAUCCGGAUCUCCAUCGUACCAAAGAGGGGUGUAGUCUCAGCCCGCGUAGGUCGCUCCAAACAUACAUCAGUUGUCAAGCGCCGUACGGGGCAGCAGUACCGAUGCAGCUGUCUGCCGAGCAAUCUUGGCGGUACCUGUCUUUCAAGGUUCGCCUGGUUCGCCGCAUAGAAAGACCGAUUGUAUUCGUGUGCCGUAUGGGUCGGGGAUGGCGAGCUCGAUUCGGGCGUUCGGUGUGGCGGCCAAGUCUCCGCUCGACACAAGCGUUGAGUUCGUAAGACACGGCAUCGUCAGUCGUCUCAGUGCUUGUAGAGUCUCCGCUCGUGGUAUGGC
This is a messenger RNA of Cucurbitaria berberidis CBS 394.84, 642 nucleotides long. RefSeq lists its product as uncharacterized. Lineage: Eukaryota; Fungi; Ascomycota; Dothideomycetes; Pleosporales; Cucurbitariaceae. The record is from RefSeq and is a predicted model, not a curated record. The transcript has a single exon. The coding region runs from base 127 to 480 and encodes 117 amino acids.